Arctia plantaginis is the source of this 1830-nucleotide messenger RNA. The record is from the annotation of a GenBank genome assembly. NCBI's taxonomy places the organism in Eukaryota, Metazoa, Arthropoda, Insecta, Lepidoptera, Erebidae.
AUGCCUAAAAACGGGAGCAGAAUUAGAAACUUUAAGAACAGCGAGCAUUUUGAACAUGAUGAUCGGACGCAUAGCGGUAACACAAGGCGUGUUAGUUUUAAACCAGGCACCCACAAAGGGAAAAAGUGGAACAAGCCUAUGAUGUUACUUGAUGAUGCUGAUAUUGAUAUGACUGGGUCUGUAGGACCCCACAUGCGCCAUAAGGGAUCUUUUAGAGGACGUGGUGGCAGGUUAAUUUCUCCUGCCCCCAUGUCAGGUCGUGGGCCUAUGAGGAAGAGGUUAAACCCUGGAUCGCUACCUUGGUAUCAGAUUAUUAUACCAUAUGGGGCAAAACAUCCCAAAGAUGUUAUUUUACGAUCACUUCUCAGCUUUGUAUCACCUGAUGUUUUUAUACCGCACUAUUACAAAACUAAUGGCAAUGCAGCAGUUUUUUAUGUGGAUGAGUUCAAACUGGCUGAGAAAUUACUUCAUGCAGACAGAAAAAUAGUUAUGUCUGAUGGAUUCAAACUGAUGAUAAUUGUGAGAAAUGCAGUCCCAAAUGUUGUUGUUGAUGCGGAUAUGAAAGAGAAGAUGAAGCUUACCAUGGCUAAAAGAUACAAUCCAGCAACAAAGGCGUUAGACUUAACCAAAUUUCAUGCAGAUCCAGAUUUAACAGAAAUAUUCUGUGCUCUAUUUCGUCCCGUCAUUAUGUUGGCAGCCAUUGAUAUCAUAGCUGAAAAUAUCCCAGAUCUUGAGGCAUUGAACCUCAAUGAUAACAAGCUGCAUGGUAUUGACCAUCUCAAGGCACUGCCCAAUAAAUUGAAAAAUUUGAAGAUUUUGUAUUUAGGUGACAAUAGGAUUCCAUUCCUUGGUUCGCUGGACUCAAUGAAGAGCCUUCCAUUAGUGGAGCUUUACCUCAAAGGCAAUCCAUUGGUCAACAGGUUUCAGGACCACGAGAUUUAUAUCAGCGAUGUGCGGAAGAAGUUUCCUAAGCUGGUCAAAUUGGAUGGAGUGGAGCUGCCCCCGGCCAUCGGUUUCGACGUCCAAGAUAAUUGUGCCCUCCCACCACGUCAACAAUCAUUCCUCGUAGAUCCAGCCGGCCAAAACUUAGUUCGUGAAUUCCUUACUCAGUACUAUGCUAUCUAUGAUGGAGAAUCCCGCCAGCAAUUACUUGAGGCUUACCACGAACAUGCCACAAUGUCUUUGGCCGCUAAUUACUUGACAAAUGAUAGCCGGAAUUCUCCUACACUAAGACUGAACUCUUACAUCUCGAACAGUCGCAACAUCAUACGUAUCACAGAACGUGAGUCGCGGCGCCGAUACUUGCGGGCGGGCAAGCUUCAGGUGGUAUCUUUCUUGUCGGACCUGCCGAAGACCACCCACGAUCUUAUGGGCUGCGCUGUUGAUCUGUUGGUAUUUACUCCAUCAAUGAUCGUUCUCACAAUGAACGGUCUGUACAAAGAGACCACCACGAACGGCAAUCCCAUGCGUUCGUUCCAUCGGACGUUUGUUAUCGUACCGAACGCGGGUGGCGGUUUCUGUAUCAUCAAUGACAUGCUGUAUGUCACCAACACUACUAAGGAACAGGAGGAGAAGGCGUUCGCAGCAGCACUGCCGGUGGAGGCGGCACCCGCCCCCGCGUCCCCCGCCGCCCCCGCCCCCGCGCCCGCGCCGCAAGACGCCGAGGCGCAGAAGAUGAUGCUCGCCGCGCUCAGCCAGCAGACCGGCAUGAACGAGCAUUGGAGCAUCAACUGCCUACAAGAAACAGGUUGGGAUUUCCAGCGGGCGUUAUUCGUCUUCAACCAACUAAAUUCAGAAGGAAAAAUCCCUCCAGACGCCUUCGUCAAGUGA